AUGGCAAACCGUAUGAACGACUUUGUGUUACAACAAUUAUUGGCUGAAAAUCAACGUUUAAAAGAAAGUUUAGAAAGUUGUCGAAAGGCCAUCCCAAUUUCUGAAGCAUGUCGAACUCUGAUUGAUUAUUGCAAUGAUCACAAGUCGAAGGAUAUGCUCGUGAUGGGUGACCCUACAAAUCCAUAUUGGAAUCCACCAAAGGAUGGAGGAUGUUGUACCAUCAUGUAA
Messenger RNA from Naegleria lovaniensis, 228 nucleotides. RefSeq lists its product as uncharacterized. Lineage: Eukaryota; Heterolobosea; Eutetramitea; Acrasida; Naegleriidae. Gene Ontology annotation, biological process: G protein-coupled receptor signaling pathway. The coding region runs from base 1 to 228 and encodes 75 amino acids. The record is from RefSeq and is a predicted model, not a curated record. The transcript has a single exon.